UCACCAUCUCUCUACGUUUCUCUCCUCCUUCUUUCAGUCUUUUGCAUUGAAUCGGUAAAAUAUUUGCAAAUAUAUCGAGUUAAAUUAUACACUGAGGAUACAACCCUUAAAAAUCAUCAUUAAACUCAAGUGUCCUCCUCCCCCCGGAAAAAGUCGGGUCAAGGUCAGUCACGGUCAAGGGAUGCGUGAUGAGGAAAAAGGGGAUGAAAAAGUAAAAGGUGACUCUAAUUUAGAAAAGGCAAACUAAAAAAAAUGGAUCGUCCGCGAAGGUCGACGCGGAAUUCGUUAUAUAAUUCAACCCCCACAACGACCACGACACCAUCGACGAGUUCGACAUCCAAUCAAAAUAAUAAUAACUCAAAUCCAUACAAGAAACCGACCUAUCUCGCCGGACGGUCGUCUGAAGCGGGGAGCACACCGACCAGUCGAAGUGGGCGGGGACGAGGUCGCGGUCGCAGCAGUGCUGGCGGAAGACAUAGUAAUCAUGACAAUGGGUCGACACCCCUGUCAGGAAAUGGGGGAAGUAAAAGUGGGAAAAGUUCACGCCCCGAGUGUGUCGCGACGAGGGUAGAGUCGCGCCGGAGUACGGGUGGAAGUAGUGGCGGCGGGGGUGGUGGUGCGUCGAGUAAUAAGAAGAAGAGGGGGGCGUAUAAUUCACAAGAUUACCAUUACGGAUCCGAUUUCUCUGAUCAGAAUGAUUCCGAAUUGGACGAGGCUGGUUCGGGGUCAGAGUCCACGUCAGAACUGGGCAAUGACGAAGCCGACUCGGAUUCCGACUACUCGAUAAAAUUUUCUAAAGGGACGUCCUCCUCUGACACGGCAGUAGCGACGACCCCACCUUCCCGCGUCCCCUCGCCCCCUGUCCCCUUGUGGAUGGAGGCGGACGCCGUAAUUGAGGAACUUGACCUGCCCAAGUCGUCCGAUGACUUGCUCCUCGCCAGGGAUUUGGUUAUGAAGGCCGUCGCGAUAUAUGAACCCCUUCGUCGCUUCCACCAACUCGUGCGCCUCUCUCCGUUCCGAUUUGAAGACUUUUGCGCCGCCCUGGGCAACGAGGAGACGUCCCCGCUCCUCACGGAAAUUCAUAUCCAACUGUUAAAAACGAUAUUACGUGAAGAGGAGGCAAAUGCGACGAUGUUUGGUCCCGCCGAGGUGAAGGAUUCGAUCCAAGCGGUCCUCUAUUUUAUCGAUAACUUGACGUGGCCGGAAUGUUUGCGCGCUUAUAUCGAAUCAGAUCCUAAUUGGGGAGAAGUCUUGGCCGAGAUGGGGUCCGGAUCGGGGGGAGAGUAUCCCUUCGGCGGGGCGGAGAUUCGGAUUAAGAUUUUGAGUUGGAUGGUGGAUCAAUUCCUAGCGACCAGUUUAGUCAGGGAUGUUCUAGUUAGUGAGAAUAUUAGGCAUGAUGAUUAUUGCAGAUCGUGCAAUAAGAUGGGCGAGGUCGUCAUGUGUGAAACGUGCCCGGCGGUGUACCACUUAUACUGUAUGACUCCCCCGUACAAAGGGGACGACUCCAUUCCAGAUGACUGGCAAUGUCCUGUCUGUAAAAAGAAUAAUAUGUCCGGUAUAUCUGACUGCGCUUCAGAGCUAGAGAAAGCUGGGCUGCUCAUUCGCCACGAGAAAUUAGGAAAUGAUCGUCACGGAAGGAAAUAUUGGUUUUUGGUUCGACGUAUUUUAGCUGAAAGUGAGGACGGCUCGUCUGUCUGGUACUAUUCGACCCCGCUGCAAGUAGAAGAGCUCUUGUACCGCUUGGACGAGGAGGGCUACGAGGCCGAGCUUGUUGAAAAUAUUCGAAACUGCAAGGACGAAAUUGUUCGUCAGAUGGAAGUCACGGAGCAAAUUACGGAACAAUCCAACUCUCUCCUUCACCGAAAGACGUACAUUGAAGCGGAGAAUGCUUUUUUGAAAAAGAUUCACGAAGAUCGCGAAUUGGCACAUAUUCGUGAACUAGAGAACCAGGCAAAAGAGGCGGAACGGGCGUUGGAAGCCGCGAAACAGGAAGAAGAGGCCGCUGCCGCCGAGGAGGAAGAAGUCAAGCAAAAGGAAGAGCUGGAAAAGAAGAGAAUUCGGGAGGAACGAUUACUGAGAAGGAAUCAAAACAAGUUUGUUGACUAUAAUCCUGCCGAAUGGAAUGAGGAUGGGACGCCGAAAGGGGGGUCGUCAGGGUCGGGCGAUGACUCGAGUGGGGAGACGGGAAAGAUGAAUCACUGCAACGAGGAUAAAAAUGACCUGGACGACACCAUGACGAAACCUGACCUGUUAUCAGCGUCCCAAAUCGCCAAUGCUGAAACGCAGCUAAUAGAUUCUUCUGAAGACGUUACUAUACCAAAGUUGGAACCGGAAGUACAAACAGAUGAGAAAAUGGACACUACUGAAAAUGGUCCUGACGAUCUCUUCAUCCCCAAAAUGACGGAUACGACCACAAAAUCCGUUGAAGUUAAAAAAGAAGAAGUCGCCGCUCCCGUGAGUCGACGAAAAUCUAAAGCUCUUCUCCUCGAUUGGGACACGGAAGAAAGGAUGACACGACUCAAGGCGACCGGCCUCUAUAAAUUAGGACAGGAGGGAAACUAUCGAAAUUAUGUGAAUAUUUAUAACACGGAUAACCUCGCUUUGAGCAAGUUUCAACACGGCGAAGAGAGCAUCAAGAAGCGUCACAUGUCUCACAAAUUUUCCCUCACGGCUGCCUCUGAAGUGAAAUGGAACUCAUUUUCCUCCUCCGUCGGGCUGCGUACGAAUAUGGUGUCCACCCUCCGCGCGACGCUCGUCCAUCUCGAAAGCGCCGUCCCAAUAACGCUCAUGCACACGAAUUGGGGUAUCAUGAGGAAAUCUUGGGUUUCCGCGGUGGCUGGAUGCACUGGGGCGAAAGACUUUGCAAAGGCGACCAUCACGCUGGCCGCGUGUUUGCGAUCGUGCAUCUACAACCCGGUGUGGACCGAGUCGCUCGCUCAUCACAAGUUAAUCCGCACCUCCGCGCUAGAGCGUGAGGAGAGGAAAAAGGCGGAAAAGCGCGACAAAAAGGACCGAGACGAUGAGGAAGAUCGAUUAAGAUUGUUGCCGCAGUGGGUCAAGUAUUCUAUACCGGCGAAGCAUCAGGUUUAUAAACAGAAAGGAGAAGAAUAUCGAAUCCACGGUCGCUGGGGAUGGAUUUGGAUGUCGACCGGGAGGCGUUGUAAGCCGCAAGAUUGUAGAAAACUCGGUCUCUUAUCUGGCCCUUAUAAACACGUGAUACAAGUGAAGAACGACUCUGGAAAAGUGAAAACGAUCCUGAUCGAUCCCACCACGUUUGAUAAACUGAUGGCGAAACGAACCCUUUCCCAGAAAUCAACACCGGCCACAACGCCUUCGAAAGUGGUUCCUCCACCAGCACAGACAGAAGCACCACCCCCACCACCGCUCGCAAUUACGGCCGGUGGUGAGGAGAGUAAAGAGGAAAAAGUUGAAAAGAUGGAGGUGGACGAAUCCCCCGUGAAGGAAGAGGAGGAAGUCAAACCGGAAGUGAAAGAAGAAGAAAAGGAGGAGGCGACUACAGAAAGUCAAGAAAUCAAGGAUCCACAACCUGACAAAGAAUCCGAGUCGACACCCGAGGAGAAGAAAUGUGACGAAGUCGUAGUAGCGUCACCACCACCUCCUCCACAAUCUGACGACGUGACUCCUCCUGCGACCGAAACAGGGAUGGAAAUUGAUCCAAAAAUUGAAGAUAAACCACACGAUCAGGACGAAUGUGGCACCUUGAUCCCAAAAGAUGAACCUGUUGAUGCUCCUACAGCUGCUCCGGCGGAAACUAACCUGUCGUCAGAAAUGGAGCCACUCUCCGCCGUGGAGAAGGUAGAAAUCAAAGAGGAGAAAGAGGACGAAGUCCCACCAGCGCCACGAUUGACCUCCACGACACCGUCAUCUCCUUCCACGUCAGCCUCCUCCGACGCUCUUGCAGCCUCCAACCGUAAAUUCCGUACCGAUUUGAUCAACGUUUCUCUCGGGAUGGUGGUCGCGAAUAGAAUCCUGUAUCCGAAAUUGGCCCAUAAAUCUGCCAUCCUCGACUCUCUCUUGGCGAGACGAAUAUCUCUGCAAAAAUUGGAAGAGGAUUACCUCCUGGAAACGUAUGGGAAGGAAAAGUUGGAAAAAGUUCAGCAAAUUGUGGACGCCGGGGGACAAAUUGUAGACGAGCCGAAUAAAGUCGAAGAACCAACGGUGGAUGAAAAAGGGGACGAAAUUCUGGACGAUUCUUUCCCUUUGGCAGGGAUUUAUCGGUUCAAGUGUUACUCGCACAUGUGUCAAACGGCGGCGGCGGCAUUCGCAACGCAGACGGAGAACAAGGUUCGAGACUACGAGUUCAAGUGUUACUCGCCGAUGUGUCGACUCAAGUUUUUCGUGCAAGACUCCAACCGAAGGAAAGAGGAGAGGGCGAGAAUUAAUGAGAAGGCAAAGUUAGUCGCGUUAGUGGAGGAGGUCAAAGGGAAGAAAAUGUUUACGCAGACCGACUCGAGUUGCAAAAUUUUACUGAAAAAGUUGCCGAAUGAGUUGAAUAGGCGACGAAAUCAAAUAACAUAUCCCACCACAUCGAAAUUCUGUUCCGUCUCGACGCCACUCGACCCCUCCAUCUUUGUCCUGCCGUGGCACGAGUUGAGAAAAUUGAGCCGCACUGCAGGCCGGACCUUUACACCGAGUGGAUUCGCCCCCGCGCCAAAGACGGGUUCCUGGGCGUGGCCGUAUCCAUGUGGUCGUCCCCUGUUCAAAACGGGCUGGCAGUUUAAAGCCGUUCAUUCAAAUACGUUGGCGGCGGCUGCGUUGCAGUUGAGGAUUUUGUGGGCGUCCGUGAAAUGGGAUGACAUUCAGAUGAAAGCUCCGAAUUACGAUGGGAAGAACCAAACCACAACCGAUAUGGAAAUCAUCACGUCGGAAAUCUUGUCUCACCGGGUCAAGGGGCGCUUCUCAGAGCGGGUUCAGUACCUCAGAAAGAAAACUGUGGAGCCAAUCGAUGCCCCGAAAACGAUUCGAGCCAAAAGCAGAGAUUCGUCAGAAAUAACCCCGUCCCGAUCAGGACUUCGGAAGCGUAAACUGGCCGAAUCUCUGCAAGGAUCAGACCCCGUCGUGACGGAAUCCUGGGUGGAUGAGGACCAGUUGGAACUCUGGGAGAUAAAAGUGUACCAUGAUAAGCUCGAUAGAAAAUCGGAUCCAGCUUCCUCUUCCUCCAAGCCAGGCACUCCCUUGGGCUCGACCCGCUCCAAGAGUGGCGUGAGUAUCAAACAGCCCGAAAAGUUUGACCCUUCACCGUCCUCCGACGGUACGAAAGGCGACAAGACCAUCUCACCCGCUAAGACGGCUGAACUGAUGCGGGAGAAAUUAGAAACUGAGGAAAAGAUGCAACGAGCCGUCCACCUUUCGAAGCGGGACAACCAUCCCAAGAAUAAUAAUACUGCGGUAAAUAAACAGCCCACACCGACAGCAUCGCAGCAAUUACAGCAACAACAGGCGGCGGCAGGUCUGCCCGCAAAUCCGCGUUCUUACGGGGGUGCAGCCCCCUCCUCCGCGAAGAAGGUGACGAUAGUGGCUCCGAAGGUAUUAAAUGUUUCUGGACCUGGAGCAGGAGACGUGGCUACCACGCCGGGCGCAGGAUCGACCGCCGCUGCAGUCGCAAUCCUUAACCGAAGCAAGAUUGCAGGCGUUGUCGGGAGUACGGUGGCCAUUCCGAAGGUUGUUCAGCAGGCGGCCCAAUCUCCAACAACGACGGUCCCCACGCCGCAGAAAAUUACCGUGUUUAGAACUUCCGAUGGAAAAUUGCAAGUUCGUGGUCUCCUCCCCGGCCAAGCCGUGUAUCAAACAGCCGACGGUAAAAUCGGUCUGACCUCCACACCAGUCAACAAAACAGUCCAACAAGCCGGCCAACAAACCCCACAACAACACGUCAUCUCCCCCCAACCUCAAGGACAAACCAUCCUCAUUCAAUCUCAAGGAGUCGGCACACAACUCCAACAAGUGGCCGCUGCCGGAAACCAGCUCGCUAUUCAACAAAGCACCGUCUCCUCCUCCCAAACCACUCCACUCAUCAACAUUUCCUCCCCCACGAUGCGAACCGUUCUCUCUUCAUCCCCUUCCGCGGUCAAGUUUAUCUCACAACAGCAAAAUCCAUCAGCGACAUCAACCCAAUCUCCGCUCGCACUGACCGCGUCCGGACAACUGGUCCAAACCUACUCCGCCGCUGGUAAAGGGAACGUUCGUAAAGUAAAUCCAAAAUUCCCCACGGCCAUUGCCCCCACGCCGGCACCAGUUUCUUCUGCAAGUCAGCAAGUCACAGGGACGUUGAAUGCGCAAGGUCAAAUCGUACUGACCCGUGGAGGUCAAGUGAUCAAUCAGCAAAUCGUAAUCCAACCCGGGCCAGCCGUCGUGGUUUCUUCUUCCAGUCCAAAUGUGGUGGGAGGAGGGAACGUUGUGGCGAUAAAGAGCAGUCCGAUCAGUGUUGCACAGGCGCCGGCGACAGCAACCACGCCAACGUCAGCGUCACCCUCACAGAUGCUGGUCAGUUCAUCGUCGAACUCUCCACUGCCGCCGAGUCAACAGAUCACCACGCCGCAAGGGACGACGGCUCUCAUGACGUAUCAGGCUGGAGGGAAGAUUGUGAUUCAGGAUGGUAAUAAGACCAUCGUCGUGACGGGUGGGGCCAAUUUGACGACGCAGCAGUUACAACAGAUUCUUCAGAUGCAGAUGAAGAAGCCGAGUGGGACCGUGAUGACGACGCAGGUUGUGCCCACGCAGCCGGGACAGCAAGGGUUGAAACCUCAGCAGCCACAGCAGCAGCAACAACAACAGCAGGUCAUUGUGGGAGGAGGGCAGCAGCAGCAACAGCAGAUUGUUCAGGGUCAAGGGGGUCAACAACAGAUACAGAUUAUCAGUGGGGGUGGUGCAGCAGGGACGAUCGCGGGGCAGAGUUUGCAACAGAUUGCGGCAUCGGGUCAAGGUCAACUUGUCCUUCAAGGCGUCCAAAAUCUGGCGUCUGGCCAUCAAAUUGCCACCCUCGGAGGACAAAACGUAAUUGUAAAGAAGGUUAUGAAAUCCCCGAUAAAAUCUGGAACUCCUCUCACGAUUCAAACCGUUCCUGGACAACCGAUCCCGACGGCGGCACAAAUCCAGCAGUUGCUCGCAGCGAAUAAAAAUUUGAUCCGGGUGGAUCCCAACACCGGAACGGUAAACAUUUCGUCCGCGACGAUCCAACAAUUGCAAUUGCAGCAGCAGCAACAACAACAAAAUCAGCAGUCACCAAUGUUGGGAUCCACGUCGAGCGUUGGUCUCGGUGUUGCUGGAUCGACUACAGUGACGAAAACGCCGGGACUACCGAUUUCUAUCGUGUCGCCGUCGAAGAACCCAAAAAUCGUGCCGACUCUGUUCCCACAAGGAAAUGCGGCCGCGGUGAAGACGAUUUCCAGCGUAACGACGCCAUUAGUCACGCCGAGUACGAGAUACAUUGCGCCAGCGAUUGUGCAACAGCAGCAAAGAUUAGCGGCGCCCCAACAGAUGGUGACAAGUCCCGUUUUGUCCACAAAUUCGCCUCCGACCGCGGUGAAAACAACGCCAACUACACCUUCGUCAACAAUGCAAACACCACCAUCGACACCGCAAACACCAGCUGCGUCGCAGCAACCUAAAAUAGCGGCACAAUUUAUCGAGACAGAAGAAGGACCUCGCGUUAUCGUGAGUGGUUUUAAACCCGGCGAUCUGACUCAGUCGCAAUUGGCGAGUUUAAAUGCACAGAUUGUGAAGCAGAUGCAGGAGCAUCCCGCCCUGAGAGAAAAGUUUUUGGGUAUGACGGAUCCUGCCACCGAGUUGAAAAUCAUUCUCCAACCACAUCCUCCAAAUAUUGCUGGGACGCCUCAGAAAAUUGUGAAGGUUCCGCCAUCUUUGCCUGCUAAGGCGGCCUCGGGUUUGGUGAAGGGGGCUGGAGCCUCGUCCCCCGUGAGGGGUGCGUCUCCUGUAAAAACGUCGCCAGUUAAGAGCCCGGUUACUUCGGCGUCGCCGAUGAAAGGUUUACCUUCAAGUCCAUCCGCGCUGAUAAAAUCACCCCCAAAUUCUGCCAACAUUGAGGCAGCAAUCGCCGCGGUGGCUUCGAACGCUGAUGCGCCCGUCAUCUUGCCAGCAAAGUCUUCUCCAAUGAAGAAGACACAAUCCGUGAUGGUGGCGAGUUCCUCCUCACCACCAACUUCUCUCCCCACCCCGUCGAAGGAGGACAUGUUGAAAAAUAUCUUGCACAAAGUGGAGACAGAGAAUCAUCAUGAUCACGUCAUUUCGUCAUCACCGGUAAAACCAGCAGCAUCACCUCCGAGGAGGAAAGCUUCUCCAAAGAAACCAGUUCCGCCUCCGGAAGUUGCUCAUAUUCCAACAGAAGAAGAGCAAGGUAUCCCGCAACCGAUCGAGGGUGACGUCGUGAUCGAUGACGGGGUCGUUAAUGAGAUCGAAGUUAGUGAAAAUAAUGACGCAGAAGUUCCAAGAUUUGUCUUGUCGCAGGAUUUGAUGGGAAGUGGGCAGGCCGGACAUAAACAACUGGAAAGUAGUUCAGCCUCGUCCAUGACGUUUUUCUCGUCUCCACCACACGUACAAGAACAUGAAAUCGCCUCCACAACGAACACCCCGACCUCGCCAAAUAAUAAACCGAAGAGUGGAUCUAGUCGAAGAAAGAGUCCCGUGAAGACGAAAUCGAUCAUGCAAAAUUCCGAGUCGACGAUGAUCAUGUCCCCACCAAAGAAGCGGAUUAACAUGUCACCGAUGGCGUCACCCAAACAAAUCAAUCUCAUGCACAAGCAGACCGACCUGUUGAAGAAGGACAUAUCCAAGAAGAGAGUUCUUUUAGAGCGUGAUUUAGCAAUGGAUGUUCGGAAGGAGAUCUCGCAGGACGAUAAGGGGCUUUUAUCCGACGAUGUAGAUACGAAUCCAGAACAGAAUGCUAGACCAGGACAAGGAAAGAAGCGUAAAGCAAGCGGUUCCAAAUCUCACGGAGGUGGUGCAAAACGUAAGAAGCGAAAUUCAUCUCCUGGAAAGAAUUCUGUCGUUAAACAGCGUCCCAAAAGUGGUGGGAACAAGGUGCACUGCAUUUGCAAAACGCCCUACGAUAAGACCCGAUUUUACAUUUGUUGCGACAUCUGUUCCUCUUGGUAUCACGGGGACUGCAUCGGAAUUCCGGAGGAGGAGGGGAAAAACGUGCCCGAAUUUAUCUGCGUGGCGUGUAAACCAUCGUCUUCAAGUGGGUCGGAUAAUAAGAGCAUGUGCCUCUGUCGACAACCUUAUGUGGAGACACAGUUCUGCAUCGCCUGUGAAAAGUGUGAUGAAUGGUUUCACGGCCGUUGUGUAGGGAUCUUGCCCACUGAGGGGGACUCUAUUCCCGCCUAUUACUGUCCCACGUGCCAACCCGGCAUGAAGAUUAAUGCCAUCAAUGCCAAAUCCCUCUCGAACGAGCAUUACGUCGAGAUUUCUAAAACUCUGAGACAAAUCCAAAGCCAUAAAUCGUCAUAUCCUUUCAUGAAUCCAGUCAACGCGGCGGACGUUCCAAAUUAUUAUAAAGUUAUCAAAGAACCGAUGGAUCUCAAAACAAUCGCGUUACGCGUUGAGGAAAAAAUGUACACCAAACUUCUCGACUUUGUCGCCGAUUUGGCAAAAAUAGUCGACAAUUAUCGUUUCUUCAAUCCACCCGAAUCUCAAAUCUACAAAGCUGGACAUGUCCUGGAGAAAUUUUGUUCUCAGAAGAUGGGAAAUUUGAGAAGCGUGUUGGAUAAGCAAUAGCUAGUGUUAUCUUAAUUUACUUCAUAUUUACAGCGACACAUGGAUAUCUUUUUUACCAUUAUUUCGUGUUGCUCCCUGUUUUACAGAGAUUUCUUAUUUCAUUUAUACCCAAAUAUUUCCAAUUUUGUUCUCUCUGAAGUGAAAUGAAUUUUCAUGUGUAAAAUUUUAAAAAUGGUUAAAAUAUAUAAUGGAUUAUAAAUAAAAUGUGUGUAUAAUUAAACUGGUGAGAAAGAAAUGUGGUACAAACUAUAAAAUAGGCAGACAUGGUGAUUUUUGUGCUAUGAAUGAGUUUGAUUUUCCGGUCUGAUGAUGAUCACCACUAAAAAUAUUUAGAUUUAUACCUUGUUAAGUUAAUCAAGAGGUUUAAAUUAGUCAAGAUAAGUAUGAAAAUUGGAUAAGAAAUAAGACACCCUGAUCCAUAAAUUGAUAAGCAAAUUAAUAAAUAUUCUAAAGUUAAUAAUAAUCUAAUAAAUAAAUAAAUAAUUAUUGUAUAAAAAUUGAAAAUGUGACAUCUUUUUUUCUUGUUAAGGGUGCGUUUUGUCCCAACUAACUUGCGCCAAUGUUAUUAGCUUAACUAUGGCGCAAGUUAGACGGUAAAAACGCAUCUUUAAAUUUUCUUUGGCCAAAUAGUAUUGAUUUUUUGAUAUAUUAUGUGUUAUGACUUGAUAAUUUGUUAACUUUUACUUUUCGGUGACUUGUCGAGUUUAAGGAUGCAAGCAAAUUGAGUGUUUAAGCUAAUUAUAUUCAUAACUAAUUAUGCUAAUUAGCUAUAUGUAAGUGAAGAGUUUUUACAAAGAGAAACUAUAACAGAAGAAUUUACUAUGGACGAAAUAAUAAAACGAGAAAUCAGUAAGUAUUUAAAGGUCA
Molecule: messenger RNA, 10620 nt
Organism: Folsomia candida
Lineage: Eukaryota; Metazoa; Arthropoda; Collembola; Entomobryomorpha; Isotomidae
Gene: E(bx)
Product: nucleosome-remodeling factor subunit NURF301
Exons: 28
Coding region: 253-9753 (3166 amino acids)
Biological process (GO): regulation of transcription by RNA polymerase II
Cellular component (GO): NURF complex
Molecular function (GO): RNA polymerase II cis-regulatory region sequence-specific DNA binding
Source: RefSeq, a predicted model, not a curated record